CAGUUAUGACGUUAGUAAAGUUGUGAAGUUAUUGAUCGACUUUAUUUGCAAAAUAAUUUACAAACACUUGUCGCUUCAGUCUUUAUAGUUCAUACGUAAAUUAUAGUUACGUUGAAGUGGCGGUGUAUUAAAAACCGCCGAGUAUUUUUUGUUAUUUUUUUAAAUACAGAAUAGUUUCACGGUUUACCGUUAAAAAAGUUAGAGAACGUGAAAGUAUCGCACCUUUUUGAGUUACAUAUCUAACAUAAUGUUGGGCCAAAUAAUUUUGCUGGCCACGGCGGCUUUUUUCAAUUUAUUAGUAUUUGUACAUGCACAAGAAAUCGAUACUUAUGAUUUACUCAUGCCUAAUGUUUGGCCGCAUUCGGAUGAGUUGUACCUUUGUACGCCGAUCAGGAUUUCUCCCCGGACUAGUUAUUACAUAACCGGAUUCAAACCCAAUGCGACUAUGCACACGGCGCAUCACAUGCUCCUAUACGGAUGCUCAGAACCUGGCUCCAAUGAUUCCGUGUGGAGUUGCGGCGAGAUGCAAAGCAAUGGCGUGGAUCAAAUCUACAACACCGCUAAUCCAUGCCGCGCUGGAUCACAGAUUGUGUACGCGUGGGCUAAAGAUGCUCCGAGUCUGCAGCUACCAGAAGGCGUCGGUUUCCUCAUCGGCAAGGAUUCCCCGAUAAAGUAUUUGGUGUUGCAAGUUCAUUAUAUGCACAAAUUUCCAGUGGGUAAAACAGACAAUUCUGGCGUUUUCCUGAAAUACACGAAGACCCGCAUGCCUCGCCAAGCUGGUGUGAUCCUGCUGGGUACGGGAGGGGUGAUCCCCGCUCAUGCCGUGGAACAUAUGGAGACGGCCUGCACCAUGCGCGAGGACAAAGUCCUGCAUCCAUUCGCGUUCCGUACUCAUACUCAUGGACUUGGUACGGUGGUAAGCGGCUACGUGGUACACCAGAAAGAGAGCGGCGACGUAUGGAGCCUGCUCGGCAAGAAGAACCCCCAGCUGCCCCAAAUGUUCUACCCCAUACUAGACACCUCUCCUAUAAAGCAAGGAGAUGUGCUCGCUGCUAGAUGCACUAUGAACAACACUAGAAGUCACACUGUUAGCAUUGGCUCCACAAAUAACGACGAGAUGUGCAACUUCUACUUAAUGUACUGGGUUGAGAACGACACGCCGUUGGAGCAGAAGUAUUGCUUCACCCCCGGACCGCCAUACUACUACUGGACACAAGCCCGGGAGAAUUUCAACCGCAUCCCGGACUUGGAGGCCAGCACGCUGUAAACAAGUCUUACGACAUUAGAGAAACGAGUUCGUGCAAGUAAGUUUUUAUUGAUUUGUUGUUACAAGUAAAUGUUUUAAAUUCGUAUUAGAUACAAUCAUAUUACAAUUGAUGUUGUACAAUAAAGUUUCGCAACAGCGGGCGUCAUGGUGACUAAGGGUUUAUGACACAUUAGCUUCAUCUAGGUAUGCUGUGUGUUGUAUCUUGUUGCCAAAAGUUUUAUUUUUGUUGCGUAUCGAUUAUAAAUUAAUUAUUCGUUCAAAUAUCGAACGGUGUCCGUAUUGUCAAAGACAAAGACUUACCGCAUUUGAUAAUUUCGUUAAAAAAUAUUUGUAAUCAUAAGUACAGACAUGUCUUGGGACUUGGUUCAUACAAGUCUCAAAACAUCAGACACAAUAUUUUCGGGAUGAAUAUUCAGACUUUUGAAAGUUGUUUAAUACAUACGACUCGUUUCGCUAGACGGUUAUAAAGUUUCGUAUUGGGAAAUACUUUGGCAGCUAACAACAGUAUAUAAGAGGCAAUUAUGUGUAGAGUAAGUAUUGUCUGGGUAACAUUUAUUUGUGUUUUUUUGAUACGUUCAAAAUUAUUUUUUCCUCAAUAAAUACAAAUACAUUUUGCAACACAUUGUGAAAUCGAUCUUUGUAUAUGUGUAAAUGCAUGCCAGAUGAGUAAAUAUUUGACUCGUGUGGUUGAAUAAAUAUUAUUUUAUAUAAGAAAUACUUGGAAAGUUUUGGUUUUUUGUAUUCCAAGGAUAUUUAUGUCCGGAGACUUGUUAUAAAUUAUAGCAGUUAAGAAAUAUUUACCCAGUUAAUACUUAUUCUAUGGUCUGGUAUUGUCUAUAACUUCUAUAUUAUAUUUCAAGACCACAUUAACCAGGCAGCUAAACUAAAGUUAAUCCUACAUGAAGGAUAUAUCAUAAAUAUAAGAUAUAUACGAUAAGUCAUAAUUUAAGUAGCUGUCAAGUUAUUUUUAAUAGUUACGAGUAACGGAAAUAACAAAUUUAUAGUAUAAAUAUAUACCAAAUAUGCACAAUCUCGAUUUUUUCUUUAGGAAUUCGUCUUAUAUUAAUAUGAGUUAUAUUUAUUAUUUUUGACUUCGAUUUUAAUAUUCUAUGUAUCCUAUGAAAUAUCAAGUGUGCCACAAAUUACUCUGCGUAUUUUAAAUAGAUGUAAGAUGUGUUUGUCUAAUUUAUGUUGAAUCAAUUGAAUGUAAAAAAAUAUUAGUCUGAAGGAAGCAACAAGAAAAAAAAGUAAGAUCUUUCCAAAAUCUCCCAAAACAUUGUGGACAAAAUUGUUAUUUUAUAUUAAAUACUUUACUGAAUUUAAGUAUUAAAAAAAUUAUAAUUAAUUACUAGUUUUAUAAAAUUCAUAUAAUAAUUGAUUACUAGUGUAUCAAAAUUGAUUUUUUUUAUUUAUUAGUCGUAAUCAUAACUGAGAUCUGAGGUACUUAUGUUUUUUUAAACAUUCCAACUACUUUAAUGAAUACAAGACAUUUACACAUUGCUAUUUAAGUAUAUUUAUAUUAGAGUUAGUAAAAAAUGUGUUAGUAUUAGUAAAAGAAUUUUCGUGAACAUUUAAAAUGUUCUUUCGUUUUCUCGUCUAAUUAUAGAUGGCAUUGAAUCUAAAGACAGAUAUAACAAGGCUUUUAUAAUAAUUGUAUCGAUGCUUCUACUAGAGAUCUGAUUUUCUCUGUAUAUUUUAAGCGGAUAUAUCUAUUUUACUAUAAUAUACAUGUUUCUAGUCAAACUCAGCAAAUAAAGACUUGAUGUAAUAUCUUUAACAUAUAAGAUAUAUAUCGCUGUAUUUACUAUACAAUACUAACGUAAUCUAUAUCAUAAUGCAUUAAUAGUUUAAUAUUUAUUAGUAUUUAGAAAAUUUGUGAACAUUCAUAAAUUAUAGAGCAAAAAAUUUUUUUGCAUGUAUUGUACGUAGAAGUAAUUUUCUAUUUACUUCAUGAUGCAAUGGCCAUGAGCGAGUACUAACAUUCUACAAUGUGUCAUAAGUAACACGAACGGGUGGUUCGUUUGAUAGUGAGGCUUCUGAUUGGUCGAGAUACUACCGUGUGAGUCACAUGUUUGUCUCUCGACCAAUCAAAUGCCAACGACACGGAUGUUCGUUUCGUGUCAUGAUACAUUUUACUGUUUCGGUCUUGCGUGUCCUGCAGAUGUUGGUCCUAUAUAAAAUUCAAAUACUUAUACAAUCAUUUGUAAAGUUCACAAAUUUUCUUUACUCUACGUAAUUUAUUACACUGUAAAACCUUUUCGACGACUUGGACUUGUAUCAUGGACUCCGAUUUAUGUAAAUAGUUAUAUUUUAAGGUUUUAUUUUAAAUAGGUAAGAUUAUGUCGUAACCGACCUAAUGUUAGAUCUGAACGCAAUUUUAACCUCAAAGCUGUAUUGUAUAUUUUUCUAUAAAUUAAUUUUUAAUAUUAGUGUGUGCUAAAUUCUUUACAACGCCAUCUGUCAUGACUUGCGGGUAUCUUAGAAAAAUGUUUGACGUAUAAUAUUAUUUUUAAAUAAAAAUUACAACACUAGAAAAAGACAAAGUAAUCUGUGUCUUUAUGAUGUAGUUUUAAAGACUACAAUAAACUGAUAUUUUAAACAUACAUUCCAUUUUUUUAACUUUUACACGAAUGUGUUUUAAAAAAUGGGCAUAUUUAUUACCAAAGCCGACAGUUUACAUUAUUAUCAAUUUAUAGUGAAUUAUAAACACGUCAUAGCGCUAAAAUAUAUAUUACGUACUUAAUGUAUUACCAUAUAGAUCGACCUAAAUGUAUAAAGCGAAAGGUUUAGAUUAGCAAGAUAACUUGCAGAAGUCGACUUCCAAAGCAAUUUUUAUCAUGCAACCUCUAACGGUAAGCUGACUUCUGCAAUUUUUAAAAUCAUGCAGGACUUGCUGCAAGAUAUUAUAAUCGCAUUUGGAAGUUCUUGCCGAACAUAUUGCAGCAAUUGCUGGUCUCAACUUCGUUUUACAAAUAAAUCAACUGUAGAUUUAGAAAUUUCAGCCCCGGCCAAAUAUAUUUAUAUUUUAAAGUAUGUACAUUUUCAUUUAAAAUAUAAUAUGAUAUCUAUAGAAUGAUAUUUGUAUAUAUUUUUAUACUGUUCAAAUUAUUUUUUUAAAAGAAAUAGCUGAGUCUGCAUAACAAUACAACUUUGGCAAUUUUGUUUAAUAUAUUUCUAAAUACUUUUUAAAAAUGUCCAAUAAUUUAGAGUGAAAGGUACAAAGCAAAAUUACGAAUUUCUUUAAUAUUCCUAUUUUUUACUUUGUAUUUUAAUUUUCAAAAAUUUUACACGCUCCUGAUAUUGGUAUUUCUAUUUUUUUUUUUAUUUUAUAUCAGCCAUAAAAUGGCAAAGGAAGGCGAUUUAUUCGAUCGUAAUCUAAAAAAAAAAAAGUGAUUUCAUUAUUUACAGAUUGCUAUACAUUGCUAUACAUGCUAUACAUGAAUCCGAAUUUUGCAAUCUGACAAUUUUAGUGAGUUUAUUUACCUUCCUGUAGUUUGCACAAUGUUAAAAUAAUCUUAGAAAUGGUUACUAGAACAAGUUACUACACGACACUUCUUCAGGUAGUCUGUUCAUGUGUUAUAUUAAAAAUAAAAGUAUUGUUAGCAUUUGCGUAAAUAUUUUCUUAAGUAUGUUAAUUGUAGCGACUAUUAAGUAGCAAAUAAUGCUUUAAAACAAUACUAUCUGUAUUUCUUUGUAAUUGGAAUUAUUUUUGUUUAACUCAAUUACCUAAUGCCUGCGAAAAUUUUAAUACAUUGUAAUUUAAUUACAAAGUUGUUAUUUUUAUUAUGAGCGCCAUCUAGGAGCAGUUUUCCUAAACAUUUUCUUUCCACUGUACGGCUGAAAUAAUUAUUUCUUUGAAUAUAUUUAUGCGUUAUUAUGCAGAUGUGCUUAUGUGUAUUAGUAUUAAAUAAAUGUCAAAAUCAUAUCGACUUGUGUAUUUGAAAGAGUGCGUUAUUGUAUACUGCGCAAUUAAAAUGCAACUGUAUUGGAUUGGAAUCAAGUUUGGUUUAACAAUCAAUAUUGUCUGAUACUAUCAUUUAGAGACUGUACAACAUAGAUGAUGAUCUUACUUUUAUUUUAUUUUAUUAGACAAAAAUAUAAUUUUGUUUAUAGAAAAAGCAUAGACAAGGAAAUUAAUGGUCGGCGUCCAUUUACGCAUGCAGAACCAAACCCGUACCGCAAUGUCCCAAAAUGGAACAAUGGAAAACGAACUUUAUUAAUGUGCCGUAUUAUAGUACAUUUUGUCAUCUUAUAAAUUACAUUAAAAUGACCGAAAAUGUAUUAUAUAUCGCAUAGCUUAGGUUUCUUUUUUCAUCGCUCGGGGCAAGGCGGUGCGGCUUUAGUAAAUGGACGACGACCAAAAUAGUUAAAGCAGAAAAUUGAUAUCGCGUUAAGUAUUGAUAAAAUGCCAAUAUUGUGUAGGUAUGUCUUAGUGCGACUAAGGAGUAUUGUAUCGCUCAUAGAGUCCUGAAAUUCCUAUUGUGUGAAACCUCAUGUUAAUUAUUAGAAUGUGACAUAGAUGAAAAAUAUAUUAUGAAAUAUAUUUUAAAA
Molecule: messenger RNA, 5818 nt
Organism: Manduca sexta (tobacco hornworm)
Lineage: Eukaryota; Metazoa; Arthropoda; Insecta; Lepidoptera; Sphingidae
Gene: Phm
Product: peptidylglycine alpha-hydroxylating monooxygenase
Exons: 9
Coding region: 248-1267 (339 amino acids)
Biological process (GO): peptide metabolic process
Cellular component (GO): extracellular region; membrane
Molecular function (GO): oxidoreductase activity, acting on paired donors, with incorporation or reduction of molecular oxygen, reduced ascorbate as one donor, and incorporation of one atom of oxygen; copper ion binding
Source: RefSeq, a predicted model, not a curated record